AUGGAGGUCACAGAUAGUGGUUCAAAUUUUGUUAUUAACUGCGAGGAUGAGGAACUAACUCCAGAAGCAGGACUUAAGGAUUUGCAAAAAUUUGAUGAGACUUUGAGGAAGCUAAAACGACCUACAUUUGCAAUCAGAGGGAGUAGCUCAUAUGUCCUUGACAAAUGGGCUGUUACCCACUGGGAUCUGUUACAAUUCUCCGGACAUUUCAUUGAGCAUGUGCUUCGAUAUACAAAGAAAGACAAUUUGGUGCAGCAAAAUCAUGAUGUCACAAAAAUAGUUGAUCUGAUGCUUUCACGUCUUCUUGGGAGAUACAUUGCCCAGUUAAUUAGAUUCCUUGUCUGCACUUGUGAUAUUGAUGGCUUGUUUUCAAGUGCAUGGAGACACUUUGUGGCAUCAGAAUGCACUGACAAGCCACGGAAAGCAAAGGUUGGAGGGUUGGAAGAUGCAUUGUCCGAAGUCGGUUGAUCCUGAAACUGCUUGGGCAUGUAAAGAAGUUGGAGUAGCAGACAAGCGUGCUUUGUCACUAUCCCACAAGUCUGUUCUAAUGGGUAAUGUGAAUUUGACCAAUUUUAAAGCACUCCUGGAAAGACAUGGUGUACAGGUUGAACUUCAAGAAGAUGAUACUUUAUUGUGUGGUGGAUCCAUCCAUGUGUAUCAAGUAUUAUUCUACACUCGAGGUAGGCAGUGGAUAUAGCAUUUUGUCAUGCACAUGUUCUUGCCACGAUUUGAUGACCUUGAGCGGUUUCCUCAUGAAGCAAUUCAGUUUACGCAACACUUGUUUUGAA
Molecule: messenger RNA, 788 nt
Organism: Phragmites australis (common reed)
Lineage: Eukaryota; Viridiplantae; Streptophyta; Magnoliopsida; Poales; Poaceae
Exons: 7
Coding region: 1-468 (155 amino acids)
Source: RefSeq, a predicted model, not a curated record